AUGUCUCGCGCUCAGCUCCUCGCCGGUCUUCGCACUGGAGGCCCCCGAUCGAGCUCGCCUUCUGCCGUUGAGGAUGGCAUGUUCCAGGCUCAGCAGAGCACGUCGCCCGUCUCAACUCAAGAUGGUUCCAAAGCCGGCUCGCCGAACACGCUCAAGGCUAACGCUGCGGUCUUUACCCCUGGCCAGCGCGUGAACUCGCCCCAGCGCGAGCAAACCCCACCUCAGAACAAUGGUGCUGAAGGUCAGCAACAGCUUUUGGAGGCUCACUUCGCUGCACUUCGCGUGCAGCAAGCCAUGGCUCUGCAGAACCAGAACAGCCUCGCUGCACUUUACGGUGCGGCCCAGGGACAGCCACAGCAACACUACAACGCUCAGCAGCAGGCGUACGAGGCUCUCGUUCGUCAACACCAGCAACAGGAGGAGAUUCGUCGUCAACAACAGGCAGCUAUCGCUCAGCUCGAGCAGCUCCGCUCUCAGGCUGCCAACAGCCCACAGCAGCAGCAGCGCUUGCUUCUCGCUCAGAUCCACGCCGAGUACGAACGUCAGGCUCAGCUGGCCGCUCUCGCGGAGCAAGUUCAGGCUCAGCAGCUGCAGUCGAGCGCUGCCGAGCAGCGUCAGGCCGCUCAAGCCACGAUCCAGGCCAACCUGCGCAACCGUCAGACUCAGCAAGCCUACACUCAACUGCUCGAGCAGCAGCAGCGCAACCAGCAGCAGGACCAGGACCAAGCUCAAGCUGAAGCUGAGCUCAUGCAGCGUCUCCAGUACAUCCAGAUGCACUAUGCUGCUCAGCAGCAACAGCAGGCUGCUCUUGGUCUCGGACAGACGGCUUCGCCUCCCAUGCGCGCUGCCCAACAGCUCAACCGUGCGGGAUCGCCAUCCGACAAGAACGGCGCUCGUCCGCGUCAGCCAAGCCACGCCGACGCUGCCUCAUCGUGGCGUCAGCGCGCUACCGGUGCCAGCAAUGCCUCUAACCCUUCAAUCGUCGUCGACGAUUCCGCGAGCGAAAUCAGCGCGAAUGGCUCUGCGUCCGAUGUCCACACGCCAGACACGAGUGACGAGGAUGUUCGCGACGGUGCCACGCUCGACAAGGUUCAAGCUGCUGCUGCUGCCAUGACUGCUCGUUACGGUGCGGUCGUGGACAAGCAGAGCAAGUCGGUUCCAAGCGUUCCCCGUGCCAUCUCGUUGACCGCCGCUCCUCGCUCUCGCAACUUCACUGCUGAGGCCAAGAGCGUCGCUAUGAGCAACUCAGGUAGCGGCAGCAAUGGCGGUCUGGCUGCUCCUACCCAGCCAGCUCGUCAGCCACGCGGACCUCCAACCGACUUCCAGCCAGUCAACUUCGCCUCGAGGAUUUCGGCGCGCACCCGCAAGGAAGCCAUGAGCCGUCUCUGCGCUAGCCCUCGCGCCGCCAGCUUCAGUCAGCGUGUCGUCUCGGUCGCCUAAGACGUUCAUGCGCUCAUUGCCCGUGGAUGAUAAAGUGCGGCCGAAGUACACUAUCGCGAGUGACGCUCCUAGCUCUCUCGUCUCCCGCUGUUCCUUUUCCUGGCUCUGUCCUCGUCUCUCGAUGUCCUUGUGUACGUGCACACCCUCAUUCGAUCGUAUCCUUUUUCUCACAAAUAUACAACGUUCCGUCGCAUAAGGAGACUGAAACCGCUCGUCUUUGAGCAAGAAGCCCAUCCUUUCCGACGCUCCAUACAGCGCAGUCUCGGUCCCUCGUCAUCCUCGUCGAAUCAUCCACAAACAAAGUCGUCUGGGCCAAUUCUCGAACGGCGCUUUGUGCUCGGUGGUCUCCCCACUCCCCUUUGCCCACGCACACAGACGACUCUUUCCCGCACUCGUCCUUCUCUCUUGCUCUCUUGAUCGUCGAGCUGUCGUGCUGAUUUACAUCCGAA
Molecule: messenger RNA, 1889 nt
Organism: Ceraceosorus guamensis
Lineage: Eukaryota; Fungi; Basidiomycota; Exobasidiomycetes; Ceraceosorales; Ceraceosoraceae
Exons: 2
Coding region: 1-1440 (479 amino acids)
Source: RefSeq, a predicted model, not a curated record